This is a messenger RNA of Acanthosepion pharaonis, 1086 nucleotides long. The record is from the annotation of a GenBank genome assembly. Lineage: Eukaryota; Metazoa; Mollusca; Cephalopoda; Sepiida; Sepiidae.
AUGGUAUCUGCCUCUAUCACUAUAUCUGUAUCUAUCACUCUAAAUGUAUCUUUCUAUAUUACUGCAUCCAUACCUGCCUCUAUCACGGUAUCCAUACCUGCCUCUUUCACUGCAUCCAUAUUUGCUUCUAUAACUGUAUUUUUAUCUGCUUCUAUCAUUGUAUCUAUAUUUGCCUCUAUCACAAAAUUCAUUCACUUGGGUUUCUUUUUUUUCUCUCUUUCCUUCUGUUUUUCUUCUCCUUGUCUUUUUCUUCAAUCACUCUUUAAUAUUUGCUGUGAAUACAUCAGAUGUAACAAACCCAGAUUCAAACUUUUAAGAUUUGGUUUAGUUAAGGUCAUCAAAUUUCAUACUCAUGAAAUUGUUAAUGAGCAACCUGAUCCCUAUUAUUAUUAUUUGCUGGUACCUCGGCUUAGUUAUUUCCCCUUGGUAACAGACAAAGUCCAGAAAUACUUCCAAAAAUUUCUUGACACCGAAAAACCAGGCGAAUUCUGGCUAGAAUUUGAUGGACAGCCUUUGAAAUGGCAUUAUCCUGUAGGAGUGCUGUUUGACUUGUACGGAAGUGAAGAAAGUCUCCCUUGGAAACUCACAAUACAUUUUCAGAACUUUCCAGAAGAAGAGUUGCUUCAUUGUCCAAACAAAGAAGUGGUGGAGUCACAUUUUAUGUCAAUGGUGAAGGAGGCAGAUGCAUUGAAGCACCGUAGUUUGGUGAUUAACGGAAUGCAAAAGAAAGACCACAAACAAUUAUGGCUGGGAUUGUUAAAUGAUAAAUUUGAUCAGUUCUGGUCAGUCAAUCGAAAAUUAAUGGAGUCGGGAGAAGAAAAGUUUAAGUACAUUCCAUACAAAGCUUACAUGUCGGACGGCUCAUACAACCAACAACUGUUCAAGCCAGUUGAUGAGAAUGGGACAGUACAAGUUUUAGCCGAUUUGAUACGACAAACCUUACCAGAACUUGAUGCUGAAGAAAGCAAGUCCAAAGUACAGGUUAUAACUCAAGGCAUUGAGGUUCCAUGGGAGACACCAAUCCUUUGGCUUUGUGAACACCUCAGCUAUCCAGACAACUUUCUUCAUAUCUGUGUCCACCAAUAA